Messenger RNA from Pieris rapae (cabbage white), 2879 nucleotides. RefSeq lists its product as uncharacterized. The record is from RefSeq and is a predicted model, not a curated record. Bases 1 to 2814 code for a protein of 937 amino acids. NCBI's taxonomy places the organism in Eukaryota, Metazoa, Arthropoda, Insecta, Lepidoptera, Pieridae. The transcript has 2 exons.
AUGGGAGCGUUUGUGUUAUUCUUAUUUUUAAUUUUAAUUUACAUAAAUGAAAAUAUUGCAACAAUAUCAAACGAACAGACGAUACCAUUUAAUGUUAAAUCAAAUGCUCCACCUACUGAUUCCUAUAAUAUCCCAAUACGAAGAUAUAAGGAAGAAUAUUACGACCCUUUUCUGGAAGAUAUUUACUCUGAAAAAACACAUGAUAAAAAGGAAUUUCUCGACGGUCCCUACACAUUCUAUAAGGAUGACAACAUUUUGAAUUCAGAAAGAUUUUACUUCAAACUUCCUCUGCAAUCUGGAAUAUAUAAUGAAUAUAUAGCAUUCAAAGGAAAUCCUAAAAUUUCACCAGAAAAUGAUUGUCUUCAGUCUAAAAUAAAUUACAAUGAUUCUUCUCCUCAAGAUGAAUACCCAAGUAAAGAAAUGGGAAAUUCUGAAAAGCGUAAUUGGAGUAAUCGAAAACAGGUUCUAAAAAGUAAAACAAAUGUUCUAGAAGAUUUUUCUCUUCCUAAGGAAAUAGCCAAAAUACCACGUAAUCCCGGUAAAUUUUAUGGAAACAAUAAUUAUACCUCCGAUUAUUAUGCAAGAUUGGAGAAUAAUAAAUCAAAUGAACAUAGAAUUUCUAAGCCUGAAUACGAUGCACAUUUAAAGUUGCACGACAAUUCUUUUAUGCAGAUUCCUUUAAAAUCUCAAUACCGUUUAGAUAAUGCUUACAUACCACACACUUCUCCCAUAGAAGAGUGUAGGGGAGUCAAUAAAAAGUAUUAUGAGUUUGCAGAAAGAAUUCCUGUUGAUAGUAGGCACUUAAAUCAGAACCCAGGCAGGAAUUUAUCCGGAAAUUAUAGAACACCCAAUGAAGCUGACGAGUUUAAAGAUCAAACUCAUUUAAAGCAUUCGCUUACGUCUUCAGCAAGUGCAGUAGAAAAUAGACUACUUACCUCGCACAUAACUAACACGUUUGAAAAAGUAAAAGGAGAUGAUGAAAAUAAACCUGAUGGCCUCCUUAAUGAUAUUCGUUUUUGGAAAUCUCCAUCGAAUAAAAAAUAUAUGAAUAGCUUAAACUUAAACGCUGAAAAUCAUACUAAAAGUAUACAAAGUAUUAUUGAACAGUCUAAUACUACAUUGGCUUCUCCGAAGUUACCACAGCAAAUAGCAAGUCAGAAAAUAUACAAAACAAACCCUUUUGAAUCUAAAAACACUAAUGAUAGUAGUUCUUUUUCGGCUACUAUAGGGGUAACAGAGAUUUCUUUGAGUGAUCAAUGUCGCAGCAGGCUUAAUGAAAUUCCUAAUGCUAAUCACACGUGCACCGAAACAAGACACGAAAAUUGUUUUAGUAAAAGAAAGAUGGAAGAAAUGAACCCUGCAAACUUUUUAAGGCAAGAGAUACAGACCACGGCAAACCAGUUUAUUCCCUUUCAUUAUAACAUGGCUAAAAAUUCAAAAUCAAUAGGAGAAACACAAGAACCUCCACAAAAUUGUGAUAAGGGGUACAAGAGACCGCCUACAUUUGAUGUUAAAUCUAAACUUAUUAACGAUUGGAAUGAGCCAAUCAACGUAAAUAAUGGAAGUAAUAAACAAGCGAUACACGAUAUGUUAAAUUUAGAUUCAUCAAAACCUUUGAAUGACUAUUCUGACAUACGAAACUAUACAGCAGAACGUAUUAAAGCGUUCUACUAUCCAAGCAACAUUAAAUCUUCGAUUUUUAUUAACGGAAAUAAGAACAAUGUAAAUUGGGAUUGUAUACGAACCAACGCUGAAGGAGUUUUCAUACAACCAAAUUUACAAAAAGACAAGCCAUUUGUCAAAAGUAAAAUAAAUACCAUCGUACCGGAAAGCAUUGAUAGCUCAAUAAAUCAAGUACCACGUUGUUAUGACAGAAUAAAUAAUUUGCCAUUAAGUCAAGGUGGUGAUACUAUGGACCAAGAUGGUAGAUUGGUACAUAAAAUACCUGAAGUGAACCCAUUGGUAGAUGAAUCAAUUAUCAUACAACCUAAUUCUAUUUGGAAAAAGGAUCGAAGCAAUUCUAUUAAAUUUUAUCCGCUUCCAAAACAUGUGUCUCUGCCAUCACCUAUAAAUCAUAACAAUCAAGAUAACAGAAGAAUGUAUAGCUCUCCAAUACACGUACAACCAUUUCCUAUUCAAGUUUAUCCUCAACAAACUACCAUUAAUAUCAAAUCAACACACAAUACACCAGUAGUCUCUGCUGCGACUUACACAGUACAAGCUCCAAAUAACUCGUUCUAUGAAAUCAAUAAACCUAAAAUUACUAUUCUCAAUCCCACAAAUGCUCAGAAUCCAGAAGGUUAUAAAAAUCCCACACCAUACUAUAUUCCUAGCACCACAUAUAAACAAACUAAAGCAGCUAUCAACGCAUCAAAAGUACAACUACCUAGUCAAAAUGACACAAAAUUAAAUCCGAUAAAAUCAACAAGUUCUAAUGUCAAUAUUUUAGAAAACACUCCUGUUAAUAAAUAUAACUCAUUAUUAAGUGAUUCCUUAAACAAUAUAACUUCAGCUAUUGUUUCUAAUAUUCUAUCAAGUUUCAAUAAAGAUAUUUCUAAAACUUUAAAGAAACCAUUAUCGCCAGGCUCCAAUGUAUAUAAAUUGCCAAUAUCAUGUGAAAUACCAACUUUUGAAGUGACACAUCCAUGUAUUGAAUCGCCGAGGUAUUUACCAGAGACUCCAAUAAAAAUAAGAAAAGAUAGUUCUACAAGCACUGCCAUCAAUAAAUCUUCUAAGCCGUCUGUUUCUACGAUAACAAUUAAUGUUUUACCAACAGUACAGCAAAAGUCCAAUGAUAUUAUUAUACUUGUAUAAAUAUUAGGGUUAAUUAUUUAUUUUAUAAUAGUGACUUAACUAUUUGUACAUUAAAAUAUUUUACA